Molecule: messenger RNA, 1183 nt
Organism: Oreochromis niloticus (Nile tilapia)
Lineage: Eukaryota; Metazoa; Chordata; Actinopteri; Cichliformes; Cichlidae
Exons: 3
Coding region: 127-633 (168 amino acids)
Source: RefSeq, a predicted model, not a curated record
UUUUUGGCUGCUAGGACACACACACAGACAGAGGGUGGACUUUUGAUCUAGUAUUUAGUCCUCUGCCACAGUGGACACACCAUAAGAGCAUUUCUUAUAACCCAAGCAACUUCAAGUAAUUGAAAUAUGGAGGCUGAGGCACAUGCGGUUCUGCAAGGAAGUGCAGAAAUUACUGUUAAUAUGGCCGGGAUAGUGGAGAUGAUCGACACCUUUGAUCGGCCCGCUAAAUCAUUUGCUGUUGGUGCCUAUGCAGGAGCAGGUGCAUAUGCGGAUGGAUUUGAGGACAAACCUGGAAAGCGUGUUCCAAAGGCAGGAGUGUAUGCUGCUGCAGGAGUGGGCUACGCUAGUGCUGAAUGGAGCAUUUUUGAAGCAAAGGCCAAAGGUCCAAAUGCUAGUGCAGGAGCCGGCGCUUCUCUAUCUUCUCUCAGUGCACGAGCCUUUGCCAGAGCAGAAGUAGCCAGUGCUUCAGCCUCUGCUGGUCCAAUAAAAGCUAAAGUCGGGCUGGCAGUAGAUACAGGAGUUGGAAUUGGUGCCAGUGGUCUAGAAGCACAAGUUCUAGGAACUGGUUUCACUAUUGGUCCUACACUGAGGAUUUCCCUGUUAGGCAACGGUUUUGAACUUAACCUUGUAUAGCUACCAGCUUUAUACCAAGAAACCAUCAUUUAUUUAUGACUUCUUAGUGAAACUGAUUACUAACUAAUAAAUAAAUAGAAUAACUAAUUAUUUAUUAGUUCUUUCACUUAUUUUAAACAAUCUGUUGGGUGAUGAACUUACAAUGAAAUUCAGAAUCCACUUUAAAACUCUGUUAUUAACAUAUAAAGUUGUACAUUACAGGUCCCUGCUUAUAUAGCAGAGCUUCUGAGACCUUAUCAAUAAAGCUGGCAUCUCCAAUUCUCUAACCAGGUUUUCCUAACUUUGCCUCGCACUGAUUUUAAAAGCAGAGAUGAUGGUGCUUUUGAGGUUGGUGCGCCCAAGCUGCUUACUGCUGAAAACAAAUUUUUAUUCAUUAGCUUUUCUUUAAUGUUCAUCUUACAGCCAUAGUUGGCAACUAUUUGCAGGUAUGUGUGUUUGUUGGAAUGAAUGUCUGAAUGUUAUGGUUGAUUAUGUGUCUGUAAAUUUGCACAUGUUCACAGUCUGUGGCUUUUGUUUUAAUUCAAUCUUUUGCUUCAAUCUGUUUUGAAAA